Venturia canescens is the source of this 1188-nucleotide messenger RNA. Its product is annotated as solute carrier family 25 member 45. Gene Ontology annotation, molecular function: high-affinity L-arginine transmembrane transporter activity. Gene Ontology annotation, cellular component: mitochondrion. The record is from RefSeq and is a predicted model, not a curated record. The annotation marks the transcript as partial. Gene Ontology annotation, biological process: mitochondrial L-ornithine transmembrane transport. Lineage: Eukaryota; Metazoa; Arthropoda; Insecta; Hymenoptera; Ichneumonidae. The transcript has 3 exons.
GUAUAUAAAUAUAAAUAUAUUAGCAUUAACGGCUUAGGAGCCCUCGGUCUGGCAGUCGGGCAUCCGAUGGAUACUGUUAAAACGAUACAACAGAUGAACAACCAAAGUCUUUCGAGCGUCAAAAUCGUCGCUCGCAUUAUGAAGAGUCAAGGAAUAAGAGGAUUUUACAAAGGCAUGAUGUUUCCUCUUGUAAGCGCCGGAUGUUUGAAUUCAGUUUUUUUCGGAGUGUAUGGCAACAGUUUACGCGUGUUACAAUUGUCGAGAGGCAACGAUCCUGGAAAAAUUGUUCCUCAAGAUGUUACGGUAUACAAAGACACUUUCAUUGCUGGCUGCAUCGCUGGCGUCGUUCAGGCUGUAAUGGCUUGUCCAAGCGAAUUCAUCAAAGUCCGUAUGCAAACUGGUCAAGGUGAAAAAAGUUACUUGGAAAUAUAUGAUCAAACGAGCUCUUUUUGCGACAGAGAUGCUACUGCGAGCGGAUUAUACGUAUUGGUUUAUCUCUACGCCCGUCAUCAUAUGCACGGUCAUUUGGAGCUUAAUCCGGGCACUUUUGAGACACUCAUUGCUGGGGGAUUAGCUGAAUCAGGAACGAUAUCCUGGAUGCCAGUGGUGCCAUUCGAUACGAUAAAAUCGCGGAUGCAAGCAGACGAUUUGAGAAAUCCUUUGUACAAGGGAAUGGUGGACUGUACCAUCAAGCUAUAUAAACUCGGAGGUACUCGAAUAUUUUUCAAAGGAUUCGUUAUGAUAGCUAUCCGAUCGUUCCCCGUCAAUGCAUCGGCAUUUUUGGCAUACGAUAUGACAAUGAAGUGUUUUAAAUACUUUUUUGCAAAUUGAACAAAAAGAGCAUCAUUUUUUCGCAAACUCGCAUCCGACAUGAUUGUAUUACAGAUUUUUUCCGAAAUCUAAACUGUAUCCCUAUAAUUCUUAACGUCUCCAUCAACUACGUUAAUUUAUUUUCUGUAUAGCCAACGUUUGCGAAUGAAAAAUAUAUGAAUAAUUUGUUACGAUCCAUACAAUUGAAUGCUAAAAUAGUAAAAAUAUGCUCCAACAAUGUUAACAACGUUGCCGCUUCUAAAAUGUACCAUCCCUGGACGUUUUUUUCAUUUGAAUCUGUAUAUGCACGCACACACACACACACACACAGACACACACACGCACGCACGCACACACACACACACACACACGGUGUGA